AUCCUGCUGGAGAGGAUGGCUCGAUAAAAAAAAAAAAGGUUGCCAAAAUUUUUAAUAUUAUGCUUUAUUUGAUUGCUGUUCUUCGCAUGAAGUUGAUUUUUCAACACUAUAUGUAACAAACUCAAGAGGAUCAAUGUCUUUUCUUCGUUGGGUAUCUGAGAAACUGAGUGUGGAGAGCCUGCGGGAUUUGGAGUUAUUCGGAGAGCAAGCUCAGGGACUCUCACACAGGAAAGUCCAUGAGGACAGUCAGGAGAGUCUGAGCUCGCUGCCCCGUCCAGACACCAUGGGCAGCUUCCUCCCGGACAGCGGCUCAUACGAACUCCUCGCUGUUAUCGGGAAGGGUUUGGAUGAUUUGAUGACUGUGAACCAGGCUCGGUACAGACCUACUGGGGAGCACGUGGCCAUUCGGCGGAUUGACUUGGAGUCCUGCACGAACGACAUGGUGACCUAUCUGCAGGGUGAACUACACGUGUCGAAGCUGUUUCAUCACCCCAGCAUUCUCCCAUACAAGAGCGUCUUUAUAGCUGAGAAUGAGCUGUGGGUUAUCACACCAUUCAUGGCUUAUGGGUCAGCCAGAGACCUCAUCUGCACACAUUUUACAGACGGUAUGAGUGAGCUGACUAUCGCAUACAUUCUGCUGGGCAUGCUGAAAGCCCUGAAAUACAUCCACCACAUGGGAUACGUGCACCGGAGCMUGAAAGCCAGCCACGUUCUGAUCUCUGCAGAUGGUCAGGUCUGCAUGUCGGGUCUGCGGAGCAUCUUCAGUCUGAUCCGUAACGGCCAGAGGGCCAAAAUGGUCCACGACUUCCCUCAGUACAGCYUAAAGGUUCUGCCCUGGCUGAGCCCAGAGGUGCUGCAGCAGAAUUUACAGGGCUACGACUCGCGCUCCGACAUCUACAGCCUUGGAAUCACAGCCUGCGAGCUGGCCAACGGACACGUYCCCUUCAAAGACAUGCCGGCCACGCAGAUGCUCCUGGAGAAACUAAACGGGACGGUUCCGUGCUUGUUGGACACCACCACCAUCCCGCCYGAGGAGCUGUCCCUGAAGCCGUCCCGCUCCGGAGCCGAUUCCGGGAUCUGCGAGGGUCCGAGGCCGGGCGGGGUUCGGCACACGAACGGAGAGCCUUCCUCGUCGURGUCGGGGGGACAUCCCUACAACCGAACCUUUUCCCCUCAGUUUCACAACRUCGUCGAGCUGUGUCUGCAGCGAGAGCCGGAGAACAGACCCUCUGCCUCCACUCUCAUCGGGCAUCCUUUCUUUAAACAGAUCAAACGUCGGCCGUCAGAGGCGCUGCCCGAGCUCCUGCACCCCGUGGCUCCCAUCUCCUGCUUCGAGAGCCUCCAGCCGCAGGAUUCUGUCUCUGGAUUGGCGAGUCUGGAGUCUGGUUUUAGCCACCUGGAAGUGGACGACUGGGACUUCUGACAGCUGUGAUUGUGUCGCUAAAGCAGAAAACGGGAUUUCAUCUUCUCCUUUUUUGAAUGUUAAAGGAGUCUAAGAGGUUAAUAGUUUUUUUUGUUUGUUUUUGGCGUCUCGCUCACUUUUGRUUUAAUGUUCAAACUGCACUGAUGACCUCGCUCACAUCUUCACAGAAUGUACUCUACACGGUAGAUGUUCACACUUUGAGUUUUAUUUCAGAAAUCUAAAAAGGUCAGGAGAUGUUUUGCUGCGAAGCUGCUACUAAAUAAUCAGACUCCACCUUUCCUGUUAACGUUGAUUCAGUCCAUCUGCUCACCAGGACACCCAGCAGCUCUUACUGCCAGCUCUGCUGGUCCAGAUGGAUGCUUGUCUGCUCUGACGGUCAAACAGCAUGMAAAUGCAUUUCAUAGCUUUGUAUUUGUUACAGCAUAAACUGCAGCUCUGUUUGAACCGUCCACUCAUGUAUGUCUGUUAUAGUGACCAGAGGGACGUUUCAAAAGCAGCUGUUUGCUUCAGACUUUGGUUUCGUUGCAGAGGUUUGAAGGUUUGAAUUUUCUCGACCUCUCUGCUUGUUUGUCGUGUUAAAACAAAGCAAAUGUUUCACCGGUGCUCGUUUUGUCUGCAUGUUUAUUUGAAAGUGGGGGCAAAGCAACGUGUUGCAAAUAUAWAUCUUUUUACAAUCAACUCUGUACAGCAACAUGAUGGUACAAAAGAGCUGUUAACCUGGUCAUAUAAAAAAAAAAAGUCAACAUGGACACAAACAGAGGGUUAAAAAGACGACUAAUCGUCUUCGUCUGACGGCGGCAUGUCCGCUGCUGCGUUGCGUUUCUCCAUCUUGGCYAUCAGCUCUGGAAUAAAUGUAAAUAAAAACCAAAAACCAUGAA
Messenger RNA from Austrofundulus limnaeus, 2301 nucleotides. RefSeq names its product STE20 related adaptor alpha (gene strada). Gene Ontology annotation, cellular component: serine/threonine protein kinase complex. The transcript is spliced from 13 exons. Gene Ontology annotation, biological process: protein export from nucleus; activation of protein kinase activity; protein phosphorylation. Gene Ontology annotation, molecular function: protein kinase activity; ATP binding; protein serine/threonine kinase activator activity. Lineage: Eukaryota; Metazoa; Chordata; Actinopteri; Cyprinodontiformes; Rivulidae. The record is from RefSeq and is a predicted model, not a curated record. The coding region runs from base 134 to 1423 and encodes 429 amino acids.